AUGUUCACAUGAGUCAAAUCAUCCUGGCUGCGAGGUCAAUGAAACAGCUGAUUAGUCGCUGACACAUUAGCAUAAGUAAGUAGGAUAAAUAGCAAACUACAUCAGUUAGAUCACAGCAGCGUAUGAGCGAAUGAAAAAGUGUGUCGCAACAUAUAAUGAUACAAGUUAAUUACGUCUCGGAGCAGCUGUAAUUAAAGCUGCAGUGUAACUUUUGAAGAGCGUAAUGGGCAUGAAAAGAUGGAUGAAAUUCCGGGAACUCAAUCUUCAGAAUCAAACGAAACGUAUGACAGAGAGACAAUUCUUCUGAACUUAGCGACCGACGAACAUCUGAGAACGUAUAUCUUGAAGCAAGAAAAUCCCGAGAUUUCAAUGACUCGCAGGACAUCGAGACCAACCGAAAAUGAAUGUCGAGAAACGGUUACCGAAGAGUUGCGAAAAGUUCUGAUCGCUGUUCCAGACACCAUGCUUCACCUUUUAACAGGGUGGACUAAACCUGCGGACUGCGGGCGACCCGCUGAUCAAAAGCCCGACUGGCUCGAUAUGGAAAAGCUUCGAAGAGGCCAGAAAUUCGCUCAGGAUCACAGUUUCUCAAUUUACAUUGCCGAGAUCCUCUCCUGGUUCGCAACGUACACUUUUCAAAGCUCUCUCAAUCCAGUGAUUAUAACAGGAAAAACUAGCUCGCCGUUCGCAGCUUUCAAAAGGUUCUUGUCUACGUCUCUGCGGAUUCGGCAUUGGUGCACUCAGGAUUUAUGGUCGAAGGAGACAGCAGCUUGGAAGGACAUUUUGGCUGUGAGAAGGAUGCAUGCGGUAGUAAAACGCAGGAUGGACACUUUUACGAAAGAAGACAGAGACGCCGCAGCUAAGAUACCCAAGCCUUUUUUCAUCUCGCGUAAAAUAUUGCUUGAAGAUUUUCCCGAGGCCUGUAAGACCCCAGCAAUCGGCCAGUGUCCAUUAUUGAUAGAUCAGAACAGUCCUGAUCCACCCAGGAGUUUCAAUCAGACCGACAUGGCCAUCACGCAGUGGGGCUUUGUCGGUUUGAUAGUCUCCUACCCUGAAGCUUUUGGGGUUCAUUACGCGACGGAUGAAGACCUCGAAGCCUAUUGCCACUUAUGGAGAAGCAUCAGUUAUCAAUUGGGAAUGGAAGACGACUUCAAUUUUUGCCGUGGUACUCUUAAGGACAUCCGAAAACGGAGUAACGACUUCAUCGAAGCAUGGGUGAAGCCUCAUCUGCGAGAGGUUACCCCGGAGUGGGAACAUAUGCUGAGAUGCAUAUUCAGUAGUCUCAACCUUUUCAUGCCCAAUAUCACGUUUGAAACAGGUCUUCUCCAAUUUACGGAUAUUAUAAAUUUGAAAAUGCCGCGGCUCUAUUCUUCGCUUUCUUAUAAGCAAUGGAUCGGCUACUAUGUCACAAAGUACUUUUUUUAUUACGCAACCAAAUUACCAGGAGUAAUAAAACUUGCGAAUACUUUUCUGAACCGAUCACUCGAUGACUGUCAAAGAAUGUCCCCUCAGGAGAUGGAAGCGAUACGAAUCAAGUUGGAGAAGUAG
Messenger RNA from Diprion similis, 1548 nucleotides. RefSeq lists its product as uncharacterized. The coding region runs from base 238 to 1548 and encodes 436 amino acids. The record is from RefSeq and is a predicted model, not a curated record. Lineage: Eukaryota; Metazoa; Arthropoda; Insecta; Hymenoptera; Diprionidae. The transcript is spliced from 5 exons.